Messenger RNA from Aspergillus ochraceoroseus IBT 24754, 705 nucleotides. RefSeq lists its product as uncharacterized. The record is from RefSeq and is a predicted model, not a curated record. Bases 1 to 705 code for a protein of 234 amino acids. The transcript is spliced from 3 exons. Lineage: Eukaryota; Fungi; Ascomycota; Eurotiomycetes; Eurotiales; Aspergillaceae.
AUGCCAAAGAAAGCCAAGAAGAAAUCACGAAGUUCUAAAGUACACACAAGGGACAAUAAACCUCCCCGUGUUACUAACCUGGACAACUUCUCUGAGGAUACCAUAAAACAGCCUAUACAGACAGCUUUCCACAUCGAAGACAAUAAGCAAACCAAGCAUUCAUUGUCACUAGAAUGCAACAACAGUGUUCCUCUUCCCCCAGCCCCUGAGGAGGAAAAUCCAAGUAAUAAUAGUUCAUUGAAACGACCCCCCUUCCGCAAACAAACCCAAGCCUUAACAAUAGGAGUGCCUUAUUCAGUUCAUUCCGAUACAGACACAACUUUUAACACCAACUUGACAAGCUCCAGCCCUGUCACAGCGCUUGACAACAACGUCCCAAGUCCAAUAUACAAGGGAAAGGGAAAGCAAAACAAGGGUCCAAAACCAGCUCCUUUGGCCACGCAUUCGACUCCUUUGCCUGUUCUGAAGUGUAUGAGAUCUCCAAGUGAUUAUAUGUUUCUUGAUCUAGGCGGUGCUGAAAACCAAAAGAUGGAUAAGGGUCUAAAGAGUGCUUCGGCCCCGGGCUCAAACGAUGCGUCCAAUGGAGAUCACCCAUCUCCUGAGCGUCAGCGAGAAGUGGCACAUCUACCCAGCUCGGAGAAAGAUUGUCCCCAUAUUGAAAGUUGCUCAUUUGAUGAAUUGGUAACGAAUAAAUCUUACCCAUGA